This is a messenger RNA of Alternaria postmessia, 423 nucleotides long. RefSeq lists its product as uncharacterized. The record is from RefSeq and is a predicted model, not a curated record. Bases 1 to 423 code for a protein of 140 amino acids. Lineage: Eukaryota; Fungi; Ascomycota; Dothideomycetes; Pleosporales; Pleosporaceae. The transcript has 3 exons.
AUGACGUUAUACUCGCUUGAGGGCACAAACUUCAAUCACAACGCACUUUUCUGUCAAUCUGUCGACUUGUGCCUGGAAAUGUUGUCGCUUGAGUCAUCAAGACACGAACUGCCUAUCACAUCUUCUGUCAGAGGUCUUAGAGUUGAAGAAGCAGACGACGGGGAGCUAAGAGCGAAUGAUGAUGAAGACGCGUGUCUGCGUGCCACUAUCACGGUCUUCGGCCAGCAAGCCAAAGACUGGAAGACCAAAGCUGAGGAUAAACCCAAGAUCAUCGAACACGUAGAUUGGAAGACCUCCAAGAGUUUCGCGGGAUCUGAUCUUUCGGAUGAUACAAUACCCCUCCUUACUCGCCUUGAGAGCGAGGUCUCACGCUUGCGACCCGAGAACACUCAGUCGAAAGAGACUCCCAAGAAGAUCGAGUAA